GUUAGCGUUACCCUGUCAAAAGAAGUGACCUGGCCCACACCAGACCACCACGGAAAAUGGCGACUGUGAAAUAGAUGGAAGACGAAAGUAAGAAAUUAUUCAAUGCAGCGAAUAAAUCGUUCCCUGUCUCCUUCUACGCCCCUCAGAGGUCAUGGCAGCUGAAAUGUCAUGUCUGACAGGUGUUGAUGAAGAUGACAAAGAUGCAGAUCCUGAGAUCAAUGCACUUUCACUUCUGCAAGAGCCUAUGAGAAUGGAGCAAGACUCAGGCUCUUGCACCAAAUCUUUUGGCAGUUCUUCACUGAAACAGAACAAUAUCCUAGAUGUUCUGUCCAAUGCAGAAAUGUUGUCUCCAGUUGGGCUCGGUAAUGGACCUUCUUCACAUCAGGCUACAAAAGCCAGUGAACUCAAUAACAUCUCCAUAGAGAAAGAAGAAGAGAAGAGCAUCACACAACUAAAAACAGUGCAGGAAAUCGACCCAGCAGGAAUUUGGGGUUUUGAUGUAGACUCACCUGGGGACUCGUUGGAUAAUUUUAGUAGUGCUAGUGAUCUUCAAUGGGACCCUCACAAAGAGUUUAUGCAGUUUCUUUGGGAUAACCAUGGUGAUUCCCCAGGAGAGGAACCUAAAGAUGACAUCCUCCCAACUAACAACCAAAGGAGAAGAAAACGUAAAAUGGAUAUGGUCGUCAUGGUGGAUCCUUCAGAAGACCUUUACCCUGGUCUGAGCCACAGGUCAUCUGAGGAACUGUCUGAUGCUGAAGAAACAGGAGACUCUCUUCCUGGCAGGAAAGUUCGAACAUCAAGGACAUUUACCAAAUCACAGCCUGCAUCAACAGGGAAAGUUUCCAAGUAUCCCAAUGGAACAGUAAAGGCCAUCAAGGAAAUUCUAAACAAUGUACCUACAAGAAAUUCCCAUGAGAACAGUGUGGAUCAUGGAUUCUCACCAUUAAAAGGAAGUCUCACUCUAAAUUCCCAUGCAGAAGAGAAGCACUCAUGUUACCCUUGUUCAAAAUGUAAGCUUAUGUUCAAGAAGGAACAUCAUUUACAACGUCAUAUGAAGUCUCAUAUUGACACUCCAAAUAUUUCACCAAAGUCUUUUAUAUGUCGUGAAUGUGGGCAGUCUUUCAGACAAAGUGGUUCACUUAUUGAGCACAUGUCCAUACACAAGGAGAAAAAAUCAAGCCCCACUGAAGAUAUCAAGAAGAAAGAGGAUAAAAAUGCAAAGCUUUGUUGCCCUCAGUGCGCAUUUGAGACAAGCUGCCCAAACACAUUUGUUCAACAUGCAAAAACACAUGAGAAGGAGAAGAGAAAGUUCAGAUGCGAAAGAUGCGGCUUCAGGACUAUAAAUGAGAAUGAUCUUAGGAGACAUAAUAUUAUGGAGCACACUUUCCUUACCGUUAGAAAGCCGAACCUAACUCUCACCUCCUCUAAAGCCAACUCUGAAUUCUUUUCUUGUAAAAUUUGUUCUUAUAACGUUUUUAGUAAAAGUGUUUUUAAGAAUCACCUUCUGCGGCGUCAUCAGCAAACCUUUGAUGAGUAUGAAGCUGCUCAGCCUACUGUGAGAAACGCACAAUCGCCGAAGGGGCAGCAUGUUCACAUAUCGACUAGUCCUGUAGAAGAUGCAGAGUUUACAUCGAAAAUCUCCAUAAAAAAUCAGAUCUCUCCGAAAAGAGCUUCCUCGACGAGUGAGCCUAGUGGCAUUUCAGACUUAUUCAGAAAUACCAAGAGAAGUCUCAAGUCUCAACUAGCAGAAUCAAAGCUCGACAAGUCCAUUAACGUUCUCUUGUCCCGACAAAGACAUGAGAAAAAGAAUCUUGAACAUAAAAAGGAAAGUAACAACGGCUGCACAUCUGUUCAGGAUUCCAUAUGUGAAAAAGAUGACGCUACUCAAUUGCCAGGUUCAAUGAAAGUCGAAGUGGAAGACUCAGUUUUGUUCUCCGAUGACCUUGGCUCUCCCUCCAGUGCUGCUGAAAGUGAUCUCAGUGACCACAGUGUACCCAAGAUGAGGCUAGAUCAGUCAGUGGUGAAAAAGUCACCAUCAAAGCGUAAAAUGUCAACUCCAUAUCGUAACACCUCAGACAAAGACUCAUGCUUCAUCUUACCAAAACCUUUGCCAAGCCCUAAGAAAAUAAACCAAGAAGAUGAAGAGGAAGAUGAUGAAGACAAAGACAUUUUUCAAGAUACAAAUGUUGAAAUGAAAUGUUUUGACAAUGGCAUCAAGAAAGAAAAACAAAACAUCAUUUACACCUAUAGCAGAAGAAUGUCUAUGAGGGGUGCUCUACAAGCAUCUAAAAGACUGUUUGAGAAAAUAAAAACAGAAGAGCAAGAACAGAAUGACCCUGAAAUUAAAGAGGAAUGCAUAGAAGAAGAAGUAUAUAAAGAAACAUUGGACUCUCACCAAAUACCACUGGGAGAGUCCUUCACAGGUGAUUUGUCAGACUUGGACUCAGACCGCAAAAACUGUCCCUACUGCCCUGCAGUAUUUGAGUCAGGGGUUGGAUUGUCCAAUCAUGUCAGAGGACACCUUCAUAGGGUGGGACUGAGCUACAAUGCACGCCAUGUAGUGCCUCCUGAGCACGUGGCUUCUCAAGACAGGAGGCCACGAAUUCGACGUAAGAUUUCGGCAUUCCGAAGAUUGAAGAAAGCAUUACGACUAGAAUCCAAUUCUGAUAAUGUGAAGAGUAUGCACUCCUGUCCGUUAUGUGGGGACACCUUUGAUAAUAGGACUGGACAGUCCAACCACAUUCGAGGACACCUCAAAAAGCUUGGUAAAAGCUUUGCGACGAAGAACAAAUCCCCAUUGUUUUUACUGCGGGAGUUGAUGCGAGACAAGAAGGAGUUUCAACGGGCCCUUCAGAUUUUAGGAAAGAGACGAAACCAUUUCCAAUAUGGCUCGUCACCAAAGCUGUCCAGUGUCGAUUGUUUCACACUCUCCCCCCUUGGAAUGUCGAAAAGUAAUUCUGUUGCAAAAGAUUGCACUGAUGCCAAACCACUGAUGCCAACGUUCUCUUUAGCUGAAAUGGAGUCUGAAAAACGUCAGAUAGAGACUAAGAUGGAUGUUAAACAUUCACUUUCGGGCACAACUGACCUGAUAGGUAUUCUGAAGAAGAGGAAGUGUCAGGAAGACAACAGAAUAAAGGGGUCUUCUCAGAUGUCAAAGACCUUAUUAACCCUUUCUUCCAACGAUGAGCACAGUUCAGGAUCAAGAGUUGCAUCUUCACUGCCGCACUCAGAAAAAGGUGAAUUCAACAGGAAGGUGUGCGUCCAUUGCAAUGCAACUUUCCACAGCGGGGUUAGCUUGUCUAAUCACCUGCGGGCAUAUGCAAAACGAAAAAGGAACGCAAUGAUGGAGGGAACCACAUUUGACUGUAAAGCAAGGAGGCAGCGCUCAAGGCCUGGUCCCAAAAAGAAGACACUGCCCUUACCGCAAACUCCAGAGGAAAUAUACAGACUCACUUGCAGGUUCUGUGACCUCGUCUUCCAGGGUCCCUUAUCGGUCCAGGAAGACUGGAUUAAACAUUUACAGAGACAUAUUAUGAACACUAGUGUCCCUCACACUGGGCUGGGUAUGGUAGAGGUCACUUCGCUGCCCACGGAACCCCCAACUCCCAAGACUGACCAAGACAGCUCUCAGACAGCCACACAUGCUGCUUCAUGAGGCCAAUGGGGACCUUUUUAGACUUUGUUAGGCUGUAUGUGUAUGUACAAUGGUUGUUCUUUCACUUUUUUAAGUCAAUCAAAUACUGGCCAAAAGUACAAUAUUGCUCAAAGCUAGAGAUAUUGUAUGUGUUUGGACAAUAAAUUCAAUUAUUUUGGAUAUUGUUACCUUUUUUUGUUUUUACAUGGUCCAUUUCUUGGAACACCGUUCCUGAUGGACGACUGCUUUCUUGUUUUAUGCAGUAAUGUAGUGUGGAAUCCAUUUCUAAUGAAGACAACUUUUACCUCAGAUUUCUCAUAGUUUGAGUCGUUUUUUGUCAAAAUUUGGGAGCACCUGUUCUGUACCAAUAUUCACAUUCAUAAGAUACUUGGAAGUAUGUUUUUUUUUUGUAUUGAAUCGUGUUUGGAUUAAAGGUUCGUUCUCCUUUUUACUGAGUUACUGAGAUUAAUAUUCUGACUGAAAAUGAUGGCGCCUGAAAUCUAACCGUUUUGAAGAUCUCAAAAGAUCUACUAUACACGAACAAAAUGUUUAUGAAGUUGUUAUGCAUAGAAAGUGUUUCAUAUUAUUUCAGUAACUGCAUUGUUUCUAAUACAAAACGAAAUCUGAAAGACCUAACAUGCACAGCCUGUGCUGACAGUGCCCAUCAUGUCAUCUAUAUUUAAUGUUUAAAUAUACUGUUUUGAAAUAAUUUAAUUUUAAAUGUACUAUAUCACACAGAUACAAUGCUUAAAACAUUUGUGUUCUAAAUAAAAAAAGCAAGAAAACUA
Messenger RNA from Betta splendens (Siamese fighting fish), 4422 nucleotides. It is a transcript of the gene znf644a, whose product is annotated as zinc finger protein 644a. NCBI's taxonomy places the organism in Eukaryota, Metazoa, Chordata, Actinopteri, Anabantiformes, Osphronemidae. Gene Ontology annotation, molecular function: RNA polymerase II cis-regulatory region sequence-specific DNA binding; DNA-binding transcription factor activity, RNA polymerase II-specific. The record is from RefSeq and is a predicted model, not a curated record. The coding region runs from base 152 to 3655 and encodes 1167 amino acids. The transcript is spliced from 6 exons. Gene Ontology annotation, cellular component: nucleus. Gene Ontology annotation, biological process: regulation of transcription by RNA polymerase II.